CGGAAGUCUCUCGUCACUAUCAUCAUCUGGUAUUUUCUCCGUGUCUGUCAGCAACACCUUUCUCCAGUAUCUCUCUUCACAGUGACUCAAGCGCACCCCCUUGACCCGCCAAGCUAUUUAGUUUAUUGUAUUUAAAACACGCAUGAUUUCCUCCGUUCUAAAAGUUAUCGCUUCUGCAGAAUUAUAUGAAUUAUUCUGAACUUUGGUUCUUCAUCACAUGAUUUGGUAUUCUCGGAAAAAUUUUAUUUCUCUAGUCUUCAGGUUCUUCUGCCAGCGGCAGUAAUAAAUUGAGAAGUAAGUUUUGUGUUGACAAUGGCAUCUGAAAAACCUCUUUCUGGAUAGUUGCUUACCCAGAAAUGUUAUACAAAUUUAAUUAUAAGUGUUUACAACAAUUAGAUCAUGAUGAUUAAGCACCUAGUAGAUGAAGCAAGCAUAGCAACAGAACAAGAAUUGAAAUGAAGUUGUAUGGACAAGAUUGUGAUGUUUGUACAUAUGAGUAGCACCACGGCGUGCAUAUCUUUAACCAGCUUUGUAAUUAGUUCCGAUUUGCUUCUGUCUUGACGAGCGUCUUCGAGCUUGUAAAGAUAAAGAAUCGAAGUUUGUUGAGUUCUCGCCUUGUUUUUACAGCAAAAAUGUACAAUGCUUUGAAGUGUGCGUUGUCAUCUGCUCGGGGAAAGCGGAGUGCUAGGAGCAGCCAGCAGGAUGGCACACCUUUGGAUUCCGAAUUCAAAGAAGGCACGCCUUUAGAGGGGACGACGCCUGGCGAUUACGAGGACUACAACAAAUCAAAAGAAGUUCUUAAGGCACCUAAGGAUAUGGAAAAUAAUCCUUGAAGACGAUAAAUUCCUUCUAAAAAACGGAAAUGAAUUCCUGAGCACCAUGAUUAGAACUGUCAGGAGUGAAAGUGAUGGAUAACUACCAGCUUCGUUUCAACAUUCGCCAACAGAAGAUGAAGAAGCUCUAAGAUGGCACCGCAAGAGGAACCGAGGAUGAAGAGGCAUAGAUCGACUUCCCCAUCCUCAUCUGCUAUAUUCUCGUAUUAUCGCGAUGACUCUACAGAUGGAGGCUAUGGCAUCCCUUCGGAUCUCAAGCCGCGACGGUCGUUACCCGCAACGCCUGGAAGAAGUCUACGCGUACUUCUAUAUCAAUACUUUACUGAAUGGGAUAUGGAUAGCAAACUAGUCAAAUAAAUCUAGUUCUGACUACACACUUUGCAGCUUGUUGAAGAGAAGAGUAAUAUAUAGGUAGAAGUAGAUGUAGUUGUUGUUGACUAGAGAGGCUAGUUCAGUAGUUAUGCACUUGCAUAUAAGGGGUUGUCGACUACUCUUUGAACACGAACGCGAUGACGGGAUCCGAAUUUUUUGAUUCGAAUUGAAAGUAGAAGUAGAUGAGGUGUUGUAUUAUCUAUACUCUAGAAUUCAUUGCAUUGCAUUCGGAACACUUAUUUCAAUAUGAACUAUGUAUAGGGUUUUUAGUAGUUUCUUAUUCUCUUUAUUCAUGUAUUUCCUGCACUGCAGUUUAACUCAAAUUCUUGUACUAGGUUACAAGCAGAAUGCAGGCACGCAUGAAAGCUGAGGGUGAGGAAGGAGCAUGGAAUCGCGAUGAGGCGACGGGAAAAUGGGGCUUUGCUCAUGCCGUUCCAUCCAUGUACGGUGGCGUAGAAAUAAUCCAACUCGAUCAUCCCGAUUACGAGGAAGUCAUGGACAACCGGUCAAAGCAACUCAGAUUAUGAAGCGUGCUGGGGGUCGUGGGAAAUUGAAAUUCAAAGCAGACUAUGAUAUUUAUAAUAGUAUACCAGGCAGUAUAUAUUUCUCUUCUAUAAAAAGAGCUCAUAAUUUUGAUUAACUCUAAAGAAUGGCCUCUACCCGUCUUCUGCUGCGUUCCUGGGGAUAGUAGCCGUAGUGAAACAAUCCAACUUGACAUAGCUAAGCAAGAAAAUAUUUACCGGUUAUGAUUUAAUGUUCGUCUUAAUACUUCUCCCUUCAUUCAAUUUUCCAAUUUAACUCCUUGUUAUCCACUCUGUUUCCGGGCGUUUGUUGUGAAGUAAUUGGCGAGCCUCUAUUGCCACUCAAUACGAAAAGAUCAUGCAUCAGUCAUUAGAUGUAUUGCUCGCCGAUCUUAAUACAGGGUAACAAGGAACGUUAGCUACCUUGUUAGGCUCAAGCGAGUGGUGUUGUUGGGAUAAUGAGCUACUCGUUAGAAUAAUAACAACAACUUAGUACCCAAAAAAAGAAGCAUAAGAUCAUGACUUCUUCUUUUACUUUCUUGGAUUAUGAUGAAUAAUUUUCCUACUAGUACUACCUACUUGUUUUAUUUUAGGUACCGAGGUAACUUCAUUUCGCCUAGAAGACGAAUUUAUUUUUCCUUGUUGUUCUUUCUACACCUGUUCUAACAAAGGCAAUGGGGGCACACCUGCCUCGGGGACCAAUCGAUUUGCGUGCCAAAGCUGUCUUACGCCGACAAAUCGACACGGCAAAAACAACGUAUCUAUAAGUUACUGCACAAAGUCGCUAAUGAUACUCAUCUAGUUAUUUUACGUUUUAAUUAGGAAGGGGAUUACUUUUUACACAAAUUAUUGCAAGUACUAGACUCUUUCUCUUCCUGCUCAGCACUAUUGUUACAAUUACCACUACUACUGCAAGUAUUCGAAUCAACUCGUCUUGUCUGUUGAUUGUUGGAUUGUUCAAUCAUGCGAUAUUAAUUUGACAAAAAAACUUUGUGUCGUGUUGUUCGAUUUAAGUAGUUGGUCCCCUUAAUUUUAAUAUGCUUAAGUUGAUCAAGAAAUGUGUGCUUCGAUCAUUCUAGUUAUUUUUGUCCUUAAAAAACUUUUAUCCCGCACUGCUUCAUCCAGUGUUUAUGAGUAUUUCGCUCCCAUUCCAUAGAUGCGCGCCAUAAUUGCUAUAGUAGAUACGCUUACGCAUACGACCCCCUUUCAUCUACUCGUCUUUCAGGAGCUAUCACCCGCGCGAUUAUAAGCCUACAGAUAAGGCACUGCUCGAAGGAGCAAGCGUCAAGGCAUCCUCUUACGACCGAACAGCAGCAGCCACUUACGACCGAGUGGCCGAUUCUAAAAUGGAUGCUAUGUUGCGAAAUGGGCAAGACAUGAAAGCGGGCCUCCGCGUGCCCGGGACGAACCGUCGGACGCAACAAGAUUUUCUUACGGGUCACGAACAAGAAUUGUUACCUGCUAUACCUCCGUCUGUCUAUUUGAAUCGAUCAUGGAAGAACAGGUACUCCAGAAAGGAACAGCAGCAUAUUUUUGUUUCGGGUAAAACGUUCUCAGUAAGAUGGAAUUGAACAAGGCGCGUGGAACGAAUAUGUUAAUCAGUUGCGUCGUUGAAUGAAAUAGUUAUUAUAGGCUCUUCUUGUAAAAAUGGAAGAAGACCCUUGGUAGGUUCUUGUAGUUCUACAACUACUGUACUGAUCAUGUUCAUGUAGAGCGCGGUCGCAUUUCAUGCAGUAAGGAGUAGCUACUGGAGGGAUAAGAGAGGUUUAGUAAGUUAUCUAACUUGUAUGUAUGAGGAGUAGCAUUUUGUUUGUGCUGCACGACGGCUUUCAGUUUAUUAUCCAUAAGAGUUAGAUUAAUUAUAAAUGGAUGCUAACUACUAAAUGCGUCUUUCUUCUAGCACAACCUGUAAGGGAAAAUCUGGAUCUGGCCCAACAUCAACUUUUAUGUUCUCGCUCCGUCUAGUUUUUACACAUUGUUAUCCACUUCAUCUUUCGCUAUCCCUGUCGGUCGCUCCCGUAGUGCUAAUGCUAUCAUGUAGUUUCGCCUCUCGAAUGCUUGCGAACAAGGUAAAGAGAAAUUUUCGACUUCGCAUCCUCUAAUCUCAGAGAAGUUGGAAUUACGAAGGAGACGGUGGAAGACGCCGAAAGACGGAAUGUAGCGCGAAAAGCGGCGCCAUUGUGGAAUGCAAAUGACGGAGGGAAUUUUGAGAGUUCGCCAGUCGUAAAAGCCUCAGGAUUACCGCAGCAGGAGCAACGAGGAGAAGUGCGUAAACUGGACAUGGAGUUAAGAGUUGGAAGUUGACCUCUCUCUGAAAAGUAUACUUAAAUAUCUACGACAUUUUCAAGUAGCAUCAAUAAAGCCGUACUAGAUACGCCUAGUACGCGGAUGAAAUAUUAUAGAUCGGUGGCCAACAACUUCCAACCCCUAAUGCAGCAGUCAAUGCCGCACACCUCCGGAUAUACUCCGCAGCAACGAGACGUGAACAGACUGGACAUACAGCAGUCAAUGCCGAAGUCAACGCCAAGUGAUUAUAGGUCGCAGCAACGAGACGUGAAUAGACUGGACAUGCAGCAAGCGAUGCCGCAGGCUAACAGUUCGCAACCGACGCGAGCACAGUGGGAGGUGCAUCAGCUCGAUGUUCAAGGUCCUGGUGCGGGUGCGGCGCCCGUCGCUCCUGGCCAGCAGAUGAAUGUUGGGAGGCUGGACCUACAACCAGCCGGCGCGCAGGCUGGCGGUGGCUACCAGGGUCAGCAGCAGAUGGAUGUCGGGAGGCUGAACCCACAACAAUACGGUCCGCGGGCUGGCGGCGGCUAUCAGGGUCAGCAGCAAGUGGAUGUCGGGAGGCUGAACCCACAACAAUACGGUCCGCGGGCUGGCGGCGCCUAUCAGGGUCAGCAGCAGAUGGAUGUCGGGAGGCUGAACCUACAACAACAAGCCGGCCCGCAGGCUGGCGGUGCUGGCUAUCAAGGUCAGCAGCAGGUGGAUGUCGAGAGGCUAAACCCACAACAAUCCGGUCCGCAGGAUGGCGGUGGCUAUCAGGGUCAGCAGCAGAUGGAUGUCGGGAGGCUGAACCUACAACAAGCCGGUCCGCAGGCUGGCGGCGGCUAUCAGGGUCAGCAGCAGAUGGAUGUCGGGAGGCUGAACCCACAACAAGCCGGUUCUCAACCUGGUGGUGGUUAUCAGGGUCAGCAGAAGAUGGAUGUCGGGAGGCUGAACCGACAACAAGCCGGUCCUCAACCUGGUGGAGGUUAUCAGGGUCAGCAGCAGAUGGAUGUCGGGAGGCUGAACCUGCAACAAGGCGGUUCUCAGGCCGGCGACGGUUAUCAGGGUCAGCAGCAGAUGGAUGUCGGGAGGCUGAACCUACAACAAGUCGGGCCCCAGGCUGGUGGCGGUUAUCAGGAUCAGCAGCAGAUGGAUGUCGGGAGGCCGAACCUACAACAAGCCGGUCCUCAGGCUGGUGGCGGUUUUGGAGGCCCGGCAGGGAAUAA
Molecule: messenger RNA, 5217 nt
Organism: Amoebophrya sp. A25
Lineage: Eukaryota; Dinophyceae; Syndiniales; Amoebophryaceae
Source: the annotation of a GenBank genome assembly